Leptidea sinapis is the source of this 1912-nucleotide messenger RNA. It is a transcript of the gene YL-1, whose product is annotated as vacuolar protein sorting-associated protein 72 homolog. Gene Ontology annotation, molecular function: ATP-dependent H2AZ histone chaperone activity. The transcript has 9 exons. Gene Ontology annotation, biological process: regulation of DNA-templated transcription; chromatin remodeling. Gene Ontology annotation, cellular component: nucleus. The record is from RefSeq and is a predicted model, not a curated record. NCBI's taxonomy places the organism in Eukaryota, Metazoa, Arthropoda, Insecta, Lepidoptera, Pieridae. The coding region runs from base 171 to 1385 and encodes 404 amino acids.
AUAAAAUAAAUACUAAAUAGUGAAAAUACUGUUACUGUGUACAAUUGUAAACAUUACAUUCAUUAUUAUUUUUCGACAGAUACAAGAAAAUAAAUCUUAACCAGGCAGUCCUAUUGUCGUUACGGUUAAAAAUUUCGUUUUAUUACUAGGCUCGUUUUAAAAUCUCAACGAUGGCUAACAGGGAACGUCGAGCCAACGCCGGUAAUCGCAUGGCUAAACUUCUCAAUGAGGAAGAAGAAGAUGAUUUUUAUAAGACUACCUAUGGCGGCUUCCAAGAGACAGAGGAAGACAACGAUUAUAUAGAAGAAAAAGAGGCAGAUGAUGUUGUAGAUUCUGAUUUUGAUAUAGAUGAGAAUGAUGAGCUUGUUUCUGAUCAUGAAGAUGAGAAUAAAGAAAAGAAAAAAGUCAGCACAACAGCAUAUAAAGAUCCAAACCAGAAACGUAAAUCAGCUGGAGUAAAAAAGAAAGUCGUGAAAAAGCCAAGGGAACCUAAACCAAAAGACACUAAAGAUGUACAAAUUAAUGAAAAAGAUUUUGAUCCAUCCACAGAGAGGAAGUCCAUACGACAAAGUACAGCUGUGAAGUCUGCUGAGACACUUAAAAGGAUCAAAAUUAGGUCAGAGUUACAAAAAAAGAAACCUAAAAGGGUUGAAGAAAAAGUACUCACACAACAAGAGCGUUUGGAAGAGGCAUUGACUACAGAAAAAGAGAAUCUCAAGAGUUUGGAAAGAUUUGAACAGAGUGAGCAAGAAAGAAAAAAAAUUAGGCCGAUAAAAAAAACAAUCACUGGACCAAUCAUCAGAUUUCAAUCAUUUGCAGUACCCGUGUCUGUAGAGACAGAUCAAAAGCAAACAGCUGAUCUGAACUUAAGUAAUGAUUUAAAUAGAGAAGAGGAAAUUAGUCUGAGUGAUGCAAACACAGCUAGUGAACCAACACCAGAUGCAAGCAAUGAAGAAAGUGAUAAACCAGAGCAUACUAAAAUAGAUAUUGAUGUUGUUGGACCCGAUGAAGAAAUUAAUGUGGAAGAUGUGAAAGUGAAACCGGAACAGAAACCGAAACCAAAGUCAAAUGUGACGUACUAUGAGAGAACGCUUCUGUCAUUUGAAAAUGACAUAAAGGACAAGGCAUUCAACAUGUGCUUCCCCAAAUCCAAACCGAGGAAGCGAAGAGAAAUGUUGUGUGCAGUUACUAAAUUACCAGCUCGCUACAUAGACCCGGUAACAAAACUACCAUACAGGAGUGUAGACGCAUUCCGAAUCAUCCGUGAGGCGUACUACCAGCAGCUGGAGGCUCGAGGUGACCGUUCCGACCCGGAGGUGGCUGCUUGGCUCAAGUGGAGGCGAGCAGAUACUGCCUCCUCGUAUGUGCAGAUACACAUGAAGUGAUUGUGGACUUUGUCUGAUAGGAAAUAAGGCUGAGAUUUGUAAGACAACCAGUGUACAUAUAUGUAUAUGUAGGUUAUUCAGUAUGAAUAUAUAAAGUCCUCGUAAACUUUAUAAGCAACAAGCAGGUGCGACUUGACCGAGUAGUUUUCGUUUGCAUGACAAUGUGACCAGUAAAUCAGAUUUCGUAAUAAUAGAAUUAAUUGACUAUUUCUGAUUUAUUAUUAUUAUUAUUAUGAAUACAUUUUAUUUCGUCAAAAUGCUGGAUGAUUUUGCUUAUUUUGUCCAAAUUGUUUUUAUAGACUUUAGGGCCAAAUAUUGACAAAAUAACCCCCUAACCUCCACCACGUACAUUUUCGAAAUGCAGAAAAUAACAAGUCAAUAAUCUAAUGUGUGGUUGAAAGUUGUAUUUGUCCUAUAGGAAAUAAGGCUGAGUUUUGUAUGACAUCCAGUGUACAUUUAUGUAUAUAUAGUCUAUUCAGUCUUCUUCUCAUUAUUUUAGUACUGAGUAAUAAUAAAAGUUAAUUUUA